Molecule: messenger RNA, 621 nt
Organism: Lactuca saligna
Lineage: Eukaryota; Viridiplantae; Streptophyta; Magnoliopsida; Asterales; Asteraceae
Source: the annotation of a GenBank genome assembly
CGCAACAUCACAACUCUAAUAUUUCAAGGCCUCUCUCUCUCUCUCUCUCUCUCUCUCUCUCUCUCUCUCUCUCUCUCUCUCUCUCUCAACCUCACAACUUUCAGUAUGACAACGGUGGAGAUGAUCGUGGACAUGGAUUGCCAUGGCUGUGAACGGAAAGUUAGAAAGGCCCUUCAAAACUUAGAUGGAGUGGAUAAUAUUGAUAUCGACAUGGAUUUGCAAAAGGUAACAGUCACUGGAUGGGUGGAUCAAGAAAAGGUUCUUAGGAAAGUGAGGAAGACUGGAAAGAAAGCCGAGUUAUGGACGAAUCCAUACAACCCAGAGGCGAUUGGAUUUACGCAGCAGUAUGGCGACAUGUACACACAACAUAGCGACCGGAGCUCUAAUUACUACCAAGAUGUCGAGCAACCCGACAUCUCAACGCUCAACUACUACGGGAGUGGGUACUACGGAAAUAGAGAAGUUACCUAUCAGCAGUUGCCUUAUUCAUCCAGUGAUAUUGGCGAAAGGGCUAGCAUUGCGUUUAGUGAUGAAAAUGUGAAUGCUUGUUCGAUAAUGUGAAUUAAUUUGUGUUAGAUAUACUAAAUUAAACCAAACAUGUGUUUAUACAAAAGACGGGAC